AUGGAAGUGUGUAUUGUAGAACAGAGGCUGGUGUCGUGCAAAAAGGAAACAGUAGCUAGCGUUGAGAGUGAGCAGGCAGCGGCUGGGCGACGAAUGGUCGGGUCCCUUCCUGCACGUCUGCGCGACAGACGAGGCGAGGACAGGGCACGUACUCCACGCGACGACGAGGACGUGGCUUCCUGCGCACUCAGCAACCACGGCGGCUCAGCUGCACACGAUGUUAUUGACAUGGACACAUUCACUUGUCUAAUUCUAUUUCAUUGCUGGAGGCUGGAGGCUAAGAGGCUGGCGGCUGGUGGCUGGAGGCUGGAGGCUGGAGACGGUUGGUUGGCUGGCGGGGCUGCUGGCGGGUCACGUCGCGCGAGUGCCGGCGGCGGCGGGUUAUCGCUGCAGAUCGCUGGCGGCGCCACGCUGCGGCUGCGCUCCGCUCAUGCAAAUUGUAUAUUUUUAUAG
Messenger RNA from Spodoptera exigua (beet armyworm), 453 nucleotides. Lineage: Eukaryota; Metazoa; Arthropoda; Insecta; Lepidoptera; Noctuidae. The record is from the annotation of a GenBank genome assembly.